UUUUCUCUUGUCUCUCAGUGGCGUCUCCUCCUAAUCUCUUCCACAAAACUGUGACAAAGAAGAGAUCAGUGAUUGAUUUGAUUACUCGAUGAACGAUCUAGAAAACAAAGAGAAGCCCGAGAACGAACACGUGGUUGAAUCGGCUAUGUCGUCGUCGGCGGCGGCGAUUGAUGGAGUGGCGGCUUUGAGAUCGGUGUUUCAGCGAGUAAACCAAGCGGCGGAGAAAGCGGGUCGUGCGUCGGAUCGAAUACGGGUCGUAGCGGUGAGCAAGACGAAACCAGUUUCUCUGAUUCGACAAGUCUACGACGCUGGUCAUAGGUCUUUUGGAGAGAACUAUGUGCAAGAGGUCAUCGAGAAGGCGCCUCAGCUUCCAGAAGAUAUAGAGUGGCAUUUCAUUGGGAAUUUGCAGAGCAACAAAGUGAAACCUUUACUAGCUGGAGUGCCUAACCUUGUGAUGGUGGAAAGUGUUGAUGAUGAAAAGAUUGCAAAUACGCUUGAUCGUGUGGUUGGAAACAUCGGAAGAAAACCCUUGAAGGUCUUGGUCCAAGUGAAUACCAGUGGCGAAGAAUCUAAAUUCGGGGUGGAACCCUCAGGAUGCGUAGGACUGGCGAAACACGUGAAGGAAGCUUGCUCCAAUCUCGAGUUUUCUGGGUUGAUGACUAUAGGGAUGGCUGAUUACACUUCAACCCCAGAGAAUUUCAAGUUGCUUGCGAAAUGCAGAAGUGAAGUGUGUAAGGAGCUUGGAAUACCGGAGGAGCAGUGUGAGCUAUCUAUGGGGAUGUCUGGUGACUUUGAGUUAGCCAUUGAACUGGGAAGCACAAAUGUGAGAAUAGGGUCUACAAUUUUUGGGGCGAGAGAGUAUCCUAAGAAGAUAUGAAGUAAACUGAACCAGGUGAUGAGAUUGAUUUUUAAGUCUGAACAAGAGACUGAGGUUUUUAAGUGUCUUUUUAAUUUGUACUAGGAUCGGACUCGCGUGCUGGGAAUUUUUACAGAUACAUAAGACUCGUAACAUCCCGAUAAACAACCUGCAAAGACUUGUAAAACCCAACACAUCACAAGAAUAGAUCGUAAGAUGAUAAGUUUAGUGUUUGAUGAGAGAAAGAGGAAGAGAGUACGUUUACCAUCAUGAGAGUUAAAAUAUUGACAAUAUAUUUGCCUUUAUUUAUAAAGAAAGAAAAUAAGUGUGUCCAACCAAAUCAAAACAAAAUAUUUGAUAUCA
Molecule: messenger RNA, 1219 nt
Organism: Camelina sativa (false flax)
Lineage: Eukaryota; Viridiplantae; Streptophyta; Magnoliopsida; Brassicales; Brassicaceae
Cellular component (GO): intracellular anatomical structure
Molecular function (GO): pyridoxal phosphate binding
Source: RefSeq, a predicted model, not a curated record